UCAGGUGGGGGUGGGACCAUGGCUGGUCGCACUCUAGCUCUGCGCUAUGGGCCCUCAUGGUCCCCCAUCUCUGGAACCGAAGUGCCUGGAUCCUGGCCCAGCUGGCAUCUCACCAGCAGCGGCAUUGCCCACCACAUUAUCCCAUCUGUGUCCUUUCCCCCGCCCGCCAUACAGUUCACGGUCGCAGAGCCUCUACCCCCGGCAGCACAGAAGGAUUUGCACAUCUGGGCUUUCGACGAGGUCAUCAGCAGAUGGGAAACGACCUCCGGUUCGGCUUAUGUGCCCAAGACCUACGGCGGGCCCUAUGCACAGCCCCGGGCCGCAGAGCCUGAGGACCCCAGGCGGACUGUGGGAAUCAAGGAUUUAGGAGAAAAGCUCAGACACCGCGGCUGGCGCCUCCCUCUGAACACAAAGCACCAGAGCAGCGAGACGAAGGCGCAGUACACCUGCUGGCCCGGCCUGGACCAGCGCCCCAUCGUCCACGUCGGGCCUCAGCCCCUGGAGCUUGCGGACCACCACCGUGGGGGUCCUUCCCAGGCUCUAAUCCCUUGGACGAAGAACCCUGAGCUGGCAGGCCGGUCGUUCACAAUAUCCGACCGGGGUGUCCUGGACCGCCACCAGCUCUAUCUGACCACCUCGGCCCGGGAUUUCUACCCGAAGAACCAGCUGUCCGGAUAUCCUCGCAAGGACUCAUUGACUUCGAGCUUCAAAGAGACGCCCCAGGUCCGGGGCCACGGCCCGCGGCUCCCGCCGUGCCCGCGGCGGAUCCGCUUGCCCCGCGCGCGCCCGGUGACGCAGGCCGUUCCGCACCGCGGGGCCCUCCCUCUGGCUCGGGAGUCCUACAGCCUCCCGCUGCAUCCACUCCGCCGGCUCGACCGUUUCUGCCCGCUGGAGGCGCCCUGGGGCGGCCCCCACUGGAAGCCCCUGCCAGGCAUCUACAGCGUGCCGAAAGCCUACAGCACCGAAAACUCCUGCUACGGCAGCUCGAAGCCCGCGCCGGUUUGAGC
Messenger RNA from Lemur catta (Ring-tailed lemur), 1007 nucleotides. RefSeq lists its product as uncharacterized. The record is from RefSeq and is a predicted model, not a curated record. The transcript has 5 exons. The coding region runs from base 19 to 1005 and encodes 328 amino acids. NCBI's taxonomy places the organism in Eukaryota, Metazoa, Chordata, Mammalia, Primates, Lemuridae.